AUACACAUACUUAUGCUGACAACGUAACAGUCCCCUCCCUACUCGGCUACUCCCUCCAUUUUCUUUUUGUCUUUAGCUUUUGGCCUAAGACAGUUGCCUCAGUAGCCACCGCCCACCGCCUCCUGCCUCCAGGCCUUGCAGUUGCAGCUCUCCCCUGCCCGCUAACAACUUUAUAUCCGAGUGACGGGUGCAUAAUUCUCUGCAAAUGCAAUAUUACGUGAUCUUGUUGCCAUUUUUGUGAUCGGUUUCAAGUUCUGUAGUGAGGAAUGAAUGUUGGUUUGUUUGAGGCAAAUUUUGUUUUGUAAUUGCAGGCUAAAUUAAUACUCAAAGUUAACUUGUAGUGUAGAUUCUAUUAUGGCUAAUUGGAGUCUUGAUGAGCAAUGCUCUGUAUUAUAUACCUUAGGUUUUAUGCACACCAUUUGUUCGAUGAAUGGCGUGUGAGAAAAAUUGAUACAGCAGAGUGAAAAAAGUAAUGGCAAACAGCAAAUACGAGUACGUGAAAUCAUUUGAGGUUGAAGAUGAGAUUAUGUUCCCUAACCUCAUUGUUGUUCAAAUUGAUGGCCGCCACUUUAGAAGAUUCUCUGAGGUCCAUGAAUUUGAGAGGCCAAACGACGAGAAAGCCUUGAAUUUGAUGAACGCAUGUGCAACUUUUAUUCUAGAAGAGUAUCCUGACAUUGUCUUCUCCUAUGGCUUCAGCGACAAAUAUAGUUUUGUUUUCAAGAAGACAACAAGGUUCUACCAAAGGCGAGCAAGCAAAAUUAGUGUCCUGGUAUUGUCAUUUCUUUCCUUCCACUUGCACCAAAUGGAGAAGAGUCUUCCUGCAAAAAGGAUGAAAUACCCCUCAUCCAUGGGUCGGGUUUAAGUGCUUUGCUGCCAUGUUAAUAACCAGCAUAAUACUUGUUUUUGGAAGCUGGUUGAAAGUGGGAAGACUGAAAUGGAAGCACAAGCAAUUUUAAAGGGCACUCAAAAGCAAGAGAAAAAUGAACUACUCUUUCAACAGUUUGGUGUUAACUAUAAAAAACUACCUGAGAUGUUCCGUCAAGGAUCUUGUGUUUUCAUGACACAGGAGGAAGAUAUUGCAAAAUAUAGUGAGGAUGGUACCCCUGUAAAAAGAUUUCGGAGAAAGGGAAAAAUAGUCCAUUCAGAGAACAUUGCUGGGAGAAACUUUUGGAAUGGGCACCAAAGUCUUGUCAAUGCUCUGGGUGGUUUUGCAGUAGACCUUGGCAAAAUUAGCCCUGAUUAUAUUAGGUCUUUCCUAUUUGAAAGCAAAUUGAUGCCAUCUACUUGGAUUGUGAUUAGAAUUGAUGGAUGCCACUUUCACAGAUUCUGUGAAGUUCAUGAAUUUGAGAAGCCCAAUGAUGAGCGAGCUCUGAAUCUUAUGAAUUCUUGUGCAGUAGCUGUUUUGCAAGAGUUUCAAGAUGUUAUUUUUUCUUAUGGUGUCAGUGAUGAGUACAGCUUUGUUUUGAAGAAAGAUUCUAAAUUUUGUCAGAGGCAAGCUAGUAACAUUGUUUCUGUCAUCGUUUCAUUCUUCUCCUCAACAUAUGUCAUGAAUUGGAAAUCUUUCUUCCAACAGAAAGAACUGAAGUAUCCACCCUCUUUUGAUGGAAGGGCUAUAUGCUAUCCAUCAACUGAGAUUCUUCGAGAUUAUCUGUCUUGGAGACAAGUUGAUUGUCACAUCAACAAUCAAUACAAUACUUGUUUUUGGGCACUCGUUAAAUCUGGGAAAAGCAAAAGUGAGGCUCAACAUAUUUUAAAGGGUACUCAAACCCGAGAGAAAAAUGAGAUACUUGCUCAAUUUGGUAUUGACUACAACUCAUCAUCAGUCAUUUUCCGCCAAGGUUCCUCUGUUUUCAGGGAGGAGGGUAUUUUGAUACAAGAGGAUGGAGAAUCUACUGAAAAACUUGGGAAUAAGGUAACAGUAGAACAUUGCAACAUAAUUGAGCAGAGUUUUUGGAAAGCACACCCUACCAUCCUCGCUUGA
Messenger RNA from Jatropha curcas, 1981 nucleotides. The record is from RefSeq and is a predicted model, not a curated record. NCBI's taxonomy places the organism in Eukaryota, Viridiplantae, Streptophyta, Magnoliopsida, Malpighiales, Euphorbiaceae.